This is a messenger RNA of Galendromus occidentalis (western predatory mite), 1081 nucleotides long. RefSeq names its product factor VIII intron 22 protein. Gene Ontology annotation, cellular component: early endosome. Lineage: Eukaryota; Metazoa; Arthropoda; Arachnida; Mesostigmata; Phytoseiidae. Gene Ontology annotation, molecular function: protein binding. The transcript is spliced from 6 exons. Gene Ontology annotation, biological process: vesicle cytoskeletal trafficking. Bases 128 to 1081 code for a protein of 317 amino acids. The record is from RefSeq and is a predicted model, not a curated record.
AUAUGACAGACGGCCCGCCUCGAAUAUGCGGUGCUGUCAAUUCGAACAAUUAUCGUAGACGGAACUUACGAGAUCAGAAAUCCAGUUCAGCUCUACACGGAUGAAUUAGGUCCACGCGAGUCCGAAGAUGGAGAGUCGACGCUCCUCCACUGCCACGAUGGCUCCUGCAGGGGACGAGUUUCUCCGGAGUAUGGCACAAAUCAGGGACAAAUUGAGAAAACGAUUCCUCAGGAAGCCCCUAUAUCUGGAAGCUGCACACAGCUACGAGGCGCUUGCGGCUCGCCAGCACCAACUAGAGUUCCCUGAAGCAGCUGCCAUGUCACACAACGCUGCAGGCGAUGUGUACAGUGAUAUUAAGAGGCUCGGUCCGGCCGCAGACAACUACACGAAAGCUGCGAGAACCUACAUGAAGGAAGAACUCGAACUCAAAAAGUUGUGUAUGCCGUCAAUAGAGGACAAUCUCAUCAAUGCGCUGGAAUGCUACCAUAGAGCGAUUUCCACAUACGGGAAAAUCGCCGAAAAUAAUAAGGGCUCAUCAGGGAUGGUGGCCUCUUUGUGUUACGAGGCUGGAACGAAACUGCAACGACUGGAACGAUUCGGGGAAUCGACUUGGUUCUUGGAGAAGGCCGUUCGCAAUUGGCCUGAGUCGCCAGCCUUGAAAGUGGAGUGUCUCAUGGCUUUGGCCAGUUCUCAGGUGAAUCUUAGUGAAUUCGAGUCCGCCGAGAACACAUUCCACGACGCGUCUGCUCUGGUCCUCCCGCAUCUCCAGCACAACUCCUUCGAAGAGACGCAUCAAUUGAUUCAGAUCUCUUUGGUGCUGCUCAUUGCGUACUUGGCGCCGCCGCAACACAAUCUGACCCCUGCUCAGAAGAUGAUUAUGGAACGUUUUCAGCAGGAGACGGAUGAUUCCCUAGAGAUCGAUGUUUUCCUCACUCUGAAAGCGAUCUUAGAGUGCUGCAGGGAACGAUGUUUUGAGAAAAUGUCCCAACACUAUGAUACAUUGAUAAAUUUCUGUGAGGAGACGCAGAGAAUAAUCUUCGACGAGCUCAUCCGAAACGUUUGCCCCUAUCAUCGAUGUUGA